AUGUAUCCAGAGAUCGGCGGCCAUGGCAUUGCUUUCAUUCUCUCAUCCACUAAAGAUCUCCAUGGCUGUCUAUCUAAGCAUUACUUAGGCCUCCCGAAUGAUACAAGCAUUGCCAAGUUCUCAACCCAUAUGCUUGCAGUUGAGUUCGAUAUUGUUCAGAACUUUGAACUAAGUGACAUCAACGAUAACCAUAUCGGGAUUGAUAUAAAUAGCUUGAUCUCUAAUGUAUCUGAACCUGCAGCUUAUUUCAUUGGGGGUAGCUCCAAUCAAAACCUUUCAAUUGAUCUCAAGAGUGGAGCACCAUUUCAGGCAUGGAUUGAAUACAUUGGGAAGGAGAAACUGAUGAAUGUCACAAUCUCUCCUCUUCGCAUCCGGAGGCCAGAUAGGCCUUUGAUUUCAUUCCCCCUUGACCUCUCAUCAGUCAUAGAUGAGUACAUGUAUGUUGGUUUUUCAGCUUCUAUUGGUCUACUGUCUGCAGCACAUGGUGUACUGGGUUGGAGCUUCAGGAUUGAUGAGAGAGCUGAAGAUUUGAAGUCCUCCAAGCUCCCAUCCCUUGUGAAAGACAAGAACUUGGUGCAUAGGAAGGGCUUUGUAGUAGGGAUUGCUCUGGCUUCAGUCACUCUGGUUCUGUUGAUGAUCUCAGGAUGGGAAGUUGAGUAUGGAGCUCACAGAUUCAAAUACUUGGAUCUCCUCACAGCGACAAAUAAGUUUGAAGAAAGAAAUAUUACUGGCAGAGGAGGAUUUGGGUGUGUCUACAGGGGAGUGAUUCGAAGUACAGGCCUUGAAGUGGCAGUCAAGAAGGUUGCUCAUGAUUUAAGGCAGGGAAUGAAAGAAUUUGUUGCAGAAAUUACUAGUAUGGGAACGCUUAGGCAUCGGAAUCUGAGAUACAAGAUCUUGAUUGGGGUUGCAGAGGCCUUGUUGUAUCUCCAUGAGGAAUGUGAUCAGAGGGUGAUUCACAGGGAUGUCAAGUCAAGCAACGUAUUAAUAGAUGCCGACCUAAAUGCCAAGCUGGGAGACUUUGGCCUCUCCAAAAUAUAUGACCAUGGCAUCAAUCCUCAGAUGACCCAUACUGUUAGGACACUCGGGUACCUUGCUCCCGAGUUCACUAGGACUGCAAAGGCGACAACAGGCUCUGAUGCGUAUAGCUAUGGUGCUCUUAUGCUAGAAAUGGCUUGUGGGAGGAGGCCCAUUGAGCCACAGAAAAAUACACUGGAGCUGGUGCUGGUGGAUUGGGUCAGAGAACUACACUCUCAAAAAGAGAUCCUAAGAGCCAUUGACCACUUGCUGGAAUUCUAUAAUCCAGUGGAGGCAGAGCUUGUGCUUAGUAUUGGUUUGCUUUGUUCCCAUCCUCUGCCCCAUUGCAGGCCAAGUAUGAGAAGGGUUGUGCAGUUUCUGUUAGGGGAUGCCACCCUUCCUAUCCUACCUCCUGAUGUCCACCUUGAGCUUCCUGGUUUGGUUCGUGAUUCAUUGGAUGCUAAACCUAGUUUCUCUGAUCUUUCAAGUUCCAGAAUGACCUCUUUAAAGAAAGAGUUCGAUCUUAUCCAGAAUUUAGAACUAGCCGACAUCAUUGAUAAUCAUGUGGGCACAGAUGUGGAUAGCUUGAUCUCAGAUAUAUCUGAACCUGCAGCUUAUUUCACCAGGAGCAACUCCAAUAAAAACCGUUCCAUCGAUCUCAAGAGUGGAGAACUGAUUCAGCAUGGAUUGAAUGCAGUGGCAAGGAGAUGCACAGAGGAUUACAUGUAUGCAGGAUUCUCAGCUUCCACUAUCUGUUAUCAGCUGCGCAUAAUGUGA
Macadamia integrifolia is the source of this 1791-nucleotide messenger RNA. Its product is annotated as L-type lectin-domain containing receptor kinase S.4-like. Gene Ontology annotation, cellular component: plasma membrane. Gene Ontology annotation, biological process: protein phosphorylation. NCBI's taxonomy places the organism in Eukaryota, Viridiplantae, Streptophyta, Magnoliopsida, Proteales, Proteaceae. Bases 1 to 1791 code for a protein of 596 amino acids. Gene Ontology annotation, molecular function: protein kinase activity; carbohydrate binding; ATP binding. The record is from RefSeq and is a predicted model, not a curated record. The transcript has 5 exons.